UUUUACAAUCUGCUGGCAAGUUUAUCUAUCUUUCGUUUUUGUAGCCGGACAAAAUCCCAACACUGCAAGGCGCGUUUGUCCGCUAUUUUGUGAAAAUGGCCGAAUAUCAGACCGACAAAAAGUCCAGAGACAGUCAAAUGCGCGCAGCUAUAAACCAACAGCUUGUCGAAACUGGAGAAAGAGAAAAAUUAAAAGAAUUACUGCGCAUGAGACUCACAGAAUGUGGAUGGAGAGACGAUCUAAAACAGCACUGCAAGGAAAUUCUCCGCGAACGAGGACUCGAAAACGUAACAGUCGAUGAUCUUGUGAGAGAAAUUACACCGAAAGGAAGACAGACUGUUCCAGAUAGUGUGAAAAAAGAACUGUUACAUAGAAUAAGAUUAUUUUUAGCUCAACAGUCAAACUUGCAAUGAAGAAUUCUCUACAAGAAGCUGUUAUUUGUGCGUUUCACUUUAUAUUCUAUGCCAAAUGACUUUAAACUUCAUUCUCAAUCGAAUGCACAAUGCUCUUGUUAGUCUGUUGUAUACUUGGGAAAUGCCAUAUAGGCUGAAAAUUUCUUGUAUUCGGCAUUUUUCUAUUAAAAUAGUAUUUCUUAUUUCGAAAAUUUCAACUUUUAUGAUGGUUGUCUGUUAAUGAUUUCAAGGGCCUAGUUAACUGUGGGAGAGUGGGUGUAAUGUUCAAAAAAUAUUGUGCAAAAUUUGUACAUUGACCCCAGUAUGAGGCACAGUUCUUACGAGCUGCCACGAACAUACCGCGGCGUCUUGAUGAUUUAUGCUGUGACCACGGCAGCUCGCUAUGAGUUUGUGGCAGCUAAAGAGUCAGUCGCCAUGGGUUUUGGUCAUAGCGGCCAUGGUUUUGCGGCAACUCUAGACGCCACAAAAUACUUGAAACUGCACUUGCCCAAUAUUGUCCUAUUUGUACGCUUUAUCUGAUGUCAUGACAUCUUUAGCUUUAAUUGCAUUUUGCUUCUUUUCUAUCAAGUUUUCUAUUUGAUUUCUAGUAAAAUUAGCUAAAUUGUA
Styela clava is the source of this 1019-nucleotide messenger RNA. RefSeq names its product transcription and mRNA export factor ENY2-like. NCBI's taxonomy places the organism in Eukaryota, Metazoa, Chordata, Ascidiacea, Stolidobranchia, Styelidae. Gene Ontology annotation, biological process: positive regulation of DNA-templated transcription; mRNA export from nucleus. Gene Ontology annotation, molecular function: transcription coactivator activity. The record is from RefSeq and is a predicted model, not a curated record. Gene Ontology annotation, cellular component: nuclear pore; SAGA complex.